GCUUUCCCUUUCUUUUUCUUCUUCGUCGCUCGCGAGCGGAGGCGAAGGUGCGAGCGAAACCCCCCAAACCCCACCACCAUCUCCUCCUCCUCCGCCGCCGCCGCCGCCACCUCUCGAUCGGCGAUGACGCUGGGGAGCUCCGGCGCCGGAUCGAGCGUCGUCGUCCCUCGGAACUUCAGACUUCUAGAAGAACUUGAGCGUGGAGAAAAGGGCAUUGGUGAUGGCACUGUGAGCUAUGGAAUGGAUGAUGCUGAUGACAUUUACAUGCGUUCAUGGACUGGUACCAUCAUUGGCCCACACAAUACUGUUCAUGAAGGUCGCAUCUACCAGCUGAAGUUGUUCUGUGACAAGGAUUAUCCAGAGAAGCCACCAUCUGUCAGAUUCCAUUCAAGAAUCAACAUGACAUGUGUUAAUCACGAGACAGGAGUGGUUGACCCAAAGAAGUUUGGCUUGCUAGCAAACUGGCAGCGGGACUACACAAUGGAAAACAUCCUAGUCCAGCUCAAGAAAGAGAUGGCAGCCGCGCAAAAUCGCAAGCUUGUGCAGCCUCCAGAAGGGACAUUCUUCUAGAAAUGCUCGCUGCCGCAUCUCAGUAUCCAACAGCAGUGAACUGAUAUGUUCUUCGACAUCUGGUGCCACCUGCGCAUGUCUUUUCCAGUUUUUAUGUUAUAUAUACCCCUGAUAUGUGUUGUCAACUUGUGAGGUGCGUUCCUUGUAAUUUGCCUGGUCACCUGUUGACAAUGUUGAGCGAAGCUGAAACAGUUUAGUUCGGCAGAUUGCAGCGACGUACUUGAAACUGUUUGUGCUAUGGAUGACGAAUGCAGCUUCAUUACCUAAAUGAUAUUGCUUCAGUGUGUGCUUAAAGUUCGUUGCUCUUUGGACUGUGCAA
This is a messenger RNA of Oryza brachyantha (malo sina), 889 nucleotides long. Its product is annotated as ubiquitin-conjugating enzyme E2 variant 1C. The record is from RefSeq and is a predicted model, not a curated record. The transcript is spliced from 4 exons. Gene Ontology annotation, biological process: DNA damage tolerance; protein K63-linked ubiquitination. NCBI's taxonomy places the organism in Eukaryota, Viridiplantae, Streptophyta, Magnoliopsida, Poales, Poaceae. Bases 124 to 570 code for a protein of 148 amino acids. Gene Ontology annotation, cellular component: nucleus.